GGGAGCCAUCAGUUGUCUUGCACACAGAAAGAAAACAAUGGCCAGCUUGCCCAGCCUUCCUCUGCUCCUGCUGCUGCUUUGGGGUACAGGGUCUCAUGGCUUCCCAGCGCCUUCAAAAACACAAGAUCAAGAUGUGGAGAUGGUGCAGAAAUACCUGGAAAACUACUACACCCUGAAGAAUGAUGGUAACCAAAUUGAAAGGAAGAGGAAGAACAGCCCAGUGGUUGAAAAGCUGAAGCAAAUGCAGGAAUUCUUUGGGCUGAAGAUUACUGGGAAGCCAGAUGCUGAAACCCUGAAUGUGAUGAAGCAGCCCAGAUGUGGGGUGCCCGAUGUGGCUCAAUUUGUCCUCACUGAGGGACAUCCUCAGUGGGAGAAAACACACCUGACCUACAGGAUUGAAAAUUACACACCUGAUAUGUCUCACGCAGAUGUGGACAGUGCAAUCGAGAAAGCCUUUCAACUCUGGAGUAAUGUCACACCUCUGAAGUUCACCAAAGUCUUUGAGGGUCAAGCAGACAUAAUGAUAUCUUUUCAGUCAGGAGAUCAUCAUGACAAUUCUCCCUUUGAAGGACCUGGAGGAAACCUAGCUCAUGCUUUUCAACCAGGCCCAGGUAUUGGAGGGGAUGUUCAUUUUGACGAAGAUGAAAGGUGGACCAACGAUUUAAGAAAUUACAACUUGUAUCGUGUUGCGGCUCAUGAAUUAGGUCAUUCCCUUGGACUGUCUCAUUCUACUGAUAUUGGGGCUUUAAUGUACCCAACCUACUUCUUCAAUGGUGAUGUUCAGCUAUCUCAGGAUGAUGUCAAUGGCAUCCAGGCCAUUUAUGGACCUUCCCCAGAUUCCACUCAGCCAAUAGCCCCAGUGACCCCACAAGCAUGUGAUAGUAAGCUCACCUUUGAUGCUAUAACUACAAUUCGAGGAGAAGUGAUGUUCUUUAAAGACAAGUUCUACAUGCGUAUAAAUUUUUUCUACCCGGAAGUUGAGCUCAAUUUCAUUUCUGUUUUCUGGCCCCGUCUGCCAAAUACACUUGAAGCUGCUUAUGAACUUGCUUAUAGAGAUGAAAUCCGGUUUUUCAAAGGUAAUAAGUACUGGGCUGCUCAGGGGCAGAACAUGCUUCGUGGAUACCCCAAGGACAUCUACACAUCUUUUGGCUUCCCUAAAACUGUAAAGAAUAUCGAUGCUGCUGUUUCUGAGGAAGAUACUGGAAAAACAUACUUCUUUGUUGCUGACAAGUACUGGAGGUAUGAUGAAUAUAAACGAACCAUGGAUAAAGGUUAUCCCAAAAUGAUAGCUCAUGACUUUCCUGGAAUUGGCAAUAAAGUUGAUGCUGUUUUCAAGAAAGAUGGAUUUUUCUAUUUCUUCCAUGGGACAAGGCAAUACAAAUUUGAUCCAAAAACUAAGCGUGUUUUAACUCUUCUGAAAGCUAACAGCUGGUUCAAAUGCAGAAAGAAUUGACCAACUGUUACCAACCAUUGAAUGAAAAAUUAUAUUUUCUGAGCCCAAGGAAGCUGUUUUCCUGAAGAACUACAUAAUUUUCAGUAUUUUAUUUAACCUCAGGAAUUACUGAUGCACAGUUAUUAUGUAUAACUUUAUUGGCAUAUAUUUUAUAUGUUAUAUUGUAAUGUUUUAUGAGGACUAAGGAAGGCCAAGUUCAUGGUUUAUAGAUUCAUGUGGACUAAUUCACUUAGCAAAGAGAGAAGGUCUUUUCCACAGUACGUAUAAGACUGGCAUUAAUCCUGAACUGCAGUUUUAGGAAUCAACACCUCCUCUCAAGAGAGAAAGAGACAAGAGACACCAGUCUCCACCAUAGGAAAAGCACUUCAAGAACAUAUGGCCAAUCAUUAGUGUCAUUCUUUUUACAGAAAAUAAAGUAUUUUAUGUUUGGAAUAAAGGCAUCCUUGUCUCCUCUGCUUUAUAAACAUUUUAUUACAUUUUAAGUUGUUACUU
Molecule: messenger RNA, 1945 nt
Organism: Trichechus manatus latirostris (Florida manatee)
Lineage: Eukaryota; Metazoa; Chordata; Mammalia; Sirenia; Trichechidae
Gene: MMP1
Product: matrix metallopeptidase 1
Exons: 10
Coding region: 38-1453 (471 amino acids)
Biological process (GO): proteolysis; collagen catabolic process; extracellular matrix organization
Cellular component (GO): extracellular matrix
Molecular function (GO): zinc ion binding; metalloendopeptidase activity
Source: RefSeq, a predicted model, not a curated record